AAUGAAGUUUGUGUUUGUGCUACUCUUAAAUGUCCUUGGGUUGUCCUUGGCUUUAAAGUUCCCGGACAUCAAACCCAACAGCCGCAUCAACAAAGGUUGCUACAAUCCGGAAUUCGACAAAGGAAGAAAGGAAGUUAUGUAAGUGAAAUCUUGGGUGCUGCUUCUUGGUAUUGCGGAAAACGUCCUUUGUUCGCUUUUGUGCUUUACUGUGGGUAUUGUUCAGUGUGUUUACCAGUGUACCAGUGCAGUGAUUACUGUAAUUUUUCAAGCGAUCGAACGGUGUCUGGUCGUUUCGCUGCAAAGUUUUUUUCUUUCGUUUCUGUUUGACUGCACCACGAAAUGAAUGCCCUUCAGAAAACUUUGAGUCGCUUCAAGGAAAUAUUUUUCAUUGAGGCCACUGUACUGUUCGUCCUCCGUAAAUCUUUUCUGUUCAGUAUGAAGCCAAGUUAACAUCCCCACACUUAUUAACGCGAGUACGAGUGUACGUUGAAGUAUUGCAGCUCGAUUUCCGCCUAGCCCCAAUAUUUAUUAUGUAUGCCUGUUUCGACUAGUCCUUUGCGUGAAAUAGCAUUAGAUUGGUACAUGCAUGAUAGAUAUAUGGGGCUUUACGGAAAUCUGACCAAAGUAUAAGGAGUCUAAUGAUUGUUAUUUGAGAUCAUGGAGUUAAAAAAAAGAAACGGAAGCUUGUUAUGCAACCGGUGACUAAGCAAAUUUCAAUCCGCGAAUAAGCUUUCACGCUGUAGUUUGAUUUCACUUUUUUCUCUCAAACUCUUUCGUUAUAGAUGUUUCUGGUACAUCUUCCAGACCUGGGCUAAACCACAGAAUAGUGGGCAACUUAUUACCAAACUAAUCCAGAAGUCUGAAACUAAACAUUAAAUAUUUUAGUACAGGCAGACCACACUCUGUUUGUGGGGGCCGUUGUUGAUUGAAAUCUGAGCAACGAUUUUUUGUUAUUUAUAGAAGACCCAGUCCAAUUUAAGCUGGAACUGAUGCCAAACUAUUUAAUUUCUAACCUCGAAAAUACUGGCUCACGAUCCACUAGAUAUGUAUCCAUGCCCCAUCCGAAUGAGAGCUCAAUCCUUCCAAAAUUUCUCGAGAAAAGCGAUCCUGAAGUUGCAAGACCAGCUUUCUCAACAUGACCGGUGCAAAAAUCUCAACCAAAGGCAUUUGAGGUAUGCGCGUCAAUUCAAAUCCACCAGUCAGUGUAUUGCGACCAUUGGCAGUUCAAAACCACAACCCUGACCCACACAGAUGUUUGUUUGGUUGCGAUNCUGUUUGUGGGGGCCGUUGUUGAUUGAAAUCUGAGCAACGAUUUUUUGUUAUUUAUAGAAGACCCAGUCCAAUUUAAGCUGGAACUGAUGCCAAACUAUUUAAUUUCUAACCUCGAAAAUACUGGCUCACGAUCCACUAGAUAUGUAUCCAUGCCCCAUCCGAAUGAGAGCUCAAUCCUUCCAAAAUUUCUCGAGAAAAGCGAUCCUGAAGUUGCAAGACCAGCUUUCUCAACAUGACCGGUGCAAAAAUCUCAACCAAAGGCAUUUGAGGUAUGCGCGUCAAUUCAAAUCCACCAGUCAGUGUAUUGCGACCAUUGGCAGUUCAAAACCACAACCCUGACCCACACAGAUGUUUGUUUGGUUGCGAUUCGCUGAUUGGUGGAUUUGAAUUGACGUGCGCGCCUCAAAUGCCUUUGGCUGAGAUUUUUACACCGGUCAUGUUGAGAAAGCUGGUCUUGCAACCUCAGGACCACUUUUUUUGAGAAAUUUUGGUAUUUUCGAGGUAAGAUAUUAAAUAGUUUGGCCUCAGUUCCAGCUUAAAUUGGACUGGGUCAUGCCCCUGCGGCUGUUUGCUGCCUGCCUUGUCUCCUUCUUUAGUUCUAACCACGGAGGUCAAAUAUUCAUGUCGCAAAAUAGCGCUUAAAACAGCAUGGGACGGCGAAAAAAACAUGACACAUGACUCAGUUAACAUUUUCUUCAAAUGUUUAUUGAAAAAUUUGCUUUAAAUUCUGCAUUUUGGAACAAAUUAUACCCAGGGACAUUUUGUUUCUAGGAUGGGGGGAAGGGUGAGCUUCCAUAGAAAACGUGAAAAUUUUUUCAUUUAUUUAAGACUGCAUACAUGUGCAUUAUACAUACACCUGCAUUCUCAGGCAACUAAUAAAAAUAUUCUUUUUUAUCUGUGCAACUUACAUAUUUAUCUAACUUGUAUGCUACAGCAAAACUCCGCGCCCUCAUUCAUAUCUGGACCCUGAAGACAUGCCAAAGGAGCUUGAUUGGAGGUCUGUCCCAGGCAAGGGAAACUUUGCUAGUGUGACACGGAAUCAACACAUUCCUCAAUACUGCGGUUCUUGCUGGGCUCAUGGGACAACUAGUGCCAUGUCUGACAGAAUCAACAUCCUUAGGAAUGGAAAGUGGCCAAGCAAUCUCUUAUCAGUGCAGAAUGUCUUGGACUGUGGUAAGAAAGCUUUAUCAUCGUGACAUUGAUAAAUUAAGGUAGCAGAACUGUUAUGCCAGUGUUUGGAUAUGUAAAAUCUUUAAACUGUCCCUUUGCCAUGCCUCCCCUGUCCCCUGGUCCUCUUACCCCACCCCAGUUACACACAUGAAUCAACCAGGCCCCCAAACCCUUGAAAAUUUAUAGUUGUGGUAGAACAUAGAACUAAUCAACAAUCACACCUGUGGCUGCAACAAUGAAAGUAGUGUUUGACAGUGAUGAAAAACACAAAAGCUGCAGAAGUUGUAAUCUGAACUUUAAAAGCAUAGCCUGUUUUGCGAUUUCUGCAAAUUAGGGCUACAUGCCUGACAAUACCACAGAAAAGCUCAAAAUACUGUUUUACCAUUACUCGGAAUUUUGUUGAGUUAUAUAGGAGGCAGGGAGUUUUCUGCCUUAUCGUGGACCAGGAGAGGUGGCUUACUUAUACAGGUGUUUCUGUAUACAUGUACUUGCACAUGCAAUUUUGUACAUUUACAGCAGCACUGGGUGCCACAUGUUGACAUGUUUUCCAUAAAGAUUAUAAGGACUAAUUAAAAUUUUUUUUUCAGCUUACAGCCUUUAUCUCUAGACAUUUUGAUUCCUGCUUCUGUUAAAAUGAGAAACUUGUAGAAGCCAGAAUUACUUCUGGAAUAUUGUGGUGUUGUGAUCAGUCACAACACAGAUGAAGACAUGCAAGGGAACCACAAAUAAAUAAUUAUUAUAAACUGGUUGUAAAUUUUUUUAAGUUGUUGCCUGCAAUUCAGUUUUCUUACACAUGAUUGACUUAAAUAUUUCUCAUGUUUGUAGUUUUCUAAAUUGCAGCAAAGUUUAGUAAUGCCACGUAGAUACCAGUGCUUAUGAAUGAUAUGCUUUAUUACAACAGGUAAUGCAGGGACCUGCCAUGGAGGUGGAAUGAUUGGUGUAUAUAAAUAUGCUCAUGAGAAAGGUAUACCUAGUGAAACCUGCAAUAAUUAUCAAGCCAAAGAUGGAGAGUGCACGGCAUUCAAUCAGUGUGGCACGUGCACCACAUUUGGAGAGUGUCAUCCUAUUACCAAUUAUACAAAAUGGAAGGUCAGCGAGUAUGGUAAGAGGCAGUGCUGACUUUAAAUUAUCAUUAGACAUUAAUGUUUCAUUCAGGGCUGCCACUAGGGCACGGGCACUGUUACAGUCUGUAUGGGCAUGACCCCUAGCUAUUUUCAAAUAGGAAACUAAAGAGUUCCAAAAGAGCUUCAUACAUGUGUAGCUGGUUAAUACCCUGCCUUUACCCAGUGCCUUGAAAUCUUGGUGACAGCCCUUUGCAGGUCAGUUGAAAUAGGCAAUUUCCAAGUUACCCCAGUCAACCAAUCUUUCACUGUAAAAGUUAAAGAGUUGGCCAGGAAGGCAAAGUCCAGCAACAUGAUAGAUUGAAAAACAACAGACAAUCGAGUAAUGUCACAGGGGGGGUAGUUAUUUGAAAAGGGGGCACAUAGUUCAUUCUUCACAUUAAUUUUAGUAAACAGGCAAAGUUGUGUGUGUGCUGCAGAUACAUUUAUCAGUAGCCUGUCCCAGGCUCCAACAUAUUAUACCCUGCUUCAGGCUAUAAGAUAAUCAUGUGCAGUUACUGGUUCAAUACUGGUGCGCAAAUCACACAUCAGUUUUUCCUAACCUCCCCAUGUAUCUGAAACCCUGGCAAGGCUAUGUUUCCCUGCGAUCAGAGGUUUCUCUCUUGCAUGGUUUUUAGUGUUUACUAAGUCAUUCGCCAACUAGGCAACAGACAAGCCACGGGAAUGACUCCUUAAAGGUUAAAGGUAAAGGCCAUAAACAGUUAACCCUUUAAGCCCCAAUAUCCACAAACAAAUUCUCCAAACUGAUCUCUAUACAUUUCCUUACAGAAUUAGUUGGGAGAAAUUGAUAAAAGAUCAGAGAUUUUUCUCUUUGUGAUCAUUUUAUUAAUUCUCAUAACUUAUCUCUUGACAAUCUAUGGAUAUUGUUAGGAGAAAAUUGAUGUUGGUCACUACUGGGACUUAAAGGGUUAAAGCCAUGCAAGAGAGAAACCUCUGCUGGCUGGGUAAGGCUAUGUUGUCAGAGGUGUCUGACCUCAAAUUGGUACAAUAUGUUUAAUACUGCUAUAUCAUGUGUUGUAUACGGUAUGAUAUUCAGCUUGGACGGGUGUUUGUAGUGGUGAUUGUGUUGCGUUCUCAGUUCUACUCUUAUCAAAUUUUUCUAGAUGUUAAGUGGGGGUGGGUGGCUGGAGCUUAUCUAUUACUUUUAGCGUUAAGGGGUGCUAAUUCGAACAUUUCUGUUAUUUUAGUUUCAAGAAAUCCCUCUUGUAUUGUCUUGCAGGUAAUGUUAGUGGACGUGAUAAAAUGAUGGCCGAAAUCUAUGCCAGAGGUCCUAUUGCAUGUGGCAUAAUGGCCACUCCGAAACUUGAGGCAUACGAAGGAGGUAUCUACACUGAAUAUAACCCUUCCCCUAUGAUCAACCACAUUGUAUCUGUUGCUGGCUGGGGUGUGGAGAAUGGAACAGAGUACUGGAUUGUGCGCAACUCCUGGGGUGUCCCGUGGGGGGAGGAGGGUUGGCUGAGGAUCGUCACCAGCGCAUACAAAGGUGGAAAGGGAGACGAUUACAACCUGGCAAUUGAACAGGAUUGCGCAUUUGCUGUGCCUAUAGUGAAAGAGGACUAAAAUAAUGAUUGAUGUUAAGAAAUUGUCGAAGUUUUUUUUUCCUAACAGCAAUCUAGUAGUAAAGUAUUCAUUUUUCAGGAUCUUUUAAGAUUUAUGAUUGUAUGCAUUUACAGAGACAGAUUUUGAAGGAAAAAGAACGCUCUUUUUGCGACUUUUAGUCUCGCUUGGAGAUUAGAUCGAGAAAUGAGGAGGCGAUUAAUUCUACACGAAACAGGAUUUACUUUUGAAAGGCUUUUUUACUUCUUGCUUUAUUUUAUUUGUUUCUGAAGUGAUUUAGUACGCGUGUUAGCGACGACCGGAAAUUCGUCCACGGUCGCAGGCUAUAGAGUGUUUUCACAUGACUUAACGGCGGCCAUAUUGGUGUCAACAAUGAAACGGCGGCCAUCUUGGUGUCCCAAACCAAUCUUGGAGAGGUGAAAUCUUUUCAUGCAAACGUUUUCUUUUGUUCCAAUAAAUUUGCAUAGAUGCUGGCCACUUGAGUGAAAACACUCUAUGCUCUAUACCCUAUACUCUAUACACGAAAAUUCAAGGGCCUCGAUUCCAGAGAAAUUACGUCAUUGCCAGAUAUCAAAAGUGAUUUACAUGGCACGUCGUUUCAAUCAU
This is a messenger RNA of Porites evermanni, 5726 nucleotides long. The record is from the annotation of a GenBank genome assembly. Lineage: Eukaryota; Metazoa; Cnidaria; Anthozoa; Scleractinia; Poritidae.